Molecule: messenger RNA, 4415 nt
Organism: Phasianus colchicus (ring-necked pheasant)
Lineage: Eukaryota; Metazoa; Chordata; Aves; Galliformes; Phasianidae
Gene: HDHD2
Product: haloacid dehalogenase like hydrolase domain containing 2
Biological process (GO): dephosphorylation
Cellular component (GO): cytoplasm
Molecular function (GO): phosphatase activity
Source: RefSeq, a predicted model, not a curated record
AGCUCUGUGUUUAUUUAGCAUGUCGUGUUCACGUUUAGCAUUUGUUACUGUUCUGUCAAGCACUGUUAUUUUUUUCUGUGUGUUAAACCUUUGGGCUGGGCAGUGUGUUGGGAAUGGGGAGCUGCUCUGUUUGGAGGUUCUCUGGUAAUGUGGGAGGAAUACCUUUUCAAAUGCAGUUCUUUGCUAAAAACAGCAAAUUUGCAGGCUGCUGCUUCUCUCUGUCUUCCUUUGUUCACUUAACUGCUUACUGAAAGUGAGAAUCCUGCAGUUCUUUCACAGAUAAAUUAGUAAUGACCACAGUAAGGAGGCGGCCUCAGUUAACAGUGCUGCUUUGGGCCUGGUGUUAGAUAGCAAUGCUGUAUUUACAGUGACCAAUACUCAAAUAACUUUUUAGAAUAAAAAGAAUUAGAGUUUGUGUCUUUUCAUCUUUGAUAAAGUGUCUGAAAUAGAUUUAGCUUAUUAUUAAGGUAGGGAAGGUGAAAGGGAGCCGGCAGGUUCAUUGUUUUAAAGCAGCUCAGUUUGUCAUCUCUUCUUCUGGUGUCUUGGCAACUGUAGCAUUCAUUGUUGUUGUAUGCAAGGAUAAUCUGUACAAUGUAUAAAUGAAUUUAAUGAUCUCCAAUUGCAGCGUUUUGCAGAGUAGAGCAUAUCCAGGAGAAGAGUCUAUGUUGUUUCCUUUUUUUUUUUUUUUUUUUUAGCGAAAACUUAUAAAUAAAUUUUGAAUUUCUAAGUUAAGCACUCUCUUUCCUAACUCUUUGUAUCCAUGUACGGUGGGAGUAUCUCAAAGCUCUGCUUUGUCCAGUUCCUGAUAGCAGAGCUACUGUUCUCAGAACACGUGGCUCUUUUCUUACCCUCAGCACGUGCUCAGAGCAGAGAGCUGCUGUGAAGUUGUGUUGUGGUCUUAGAGUGAACCCAACACAACCUGCAGAGGCAGAAAAGGCUCAUGCUGGGUUCUGGAAUAGGUAGGCCUGUUAGAAAAGAUUCCUUACAGCAAGCUCUGUGGAAGAGGUAAGUUAUGGUCUAGAUCACAUGGUUUCGUAUAUCUGUCUUGUUUCAGGUUGGAUAUUAGGAAAAAUGCAUUCUGAAGAGUGGUGGUGUGCUGGUAGCACUCCGCACUGGUGGAGGCCCCAUCUCUGGUGGUGGCAAAGAACCACGGAGAUGUGGCAGCUGGGGACACACGUGGGGACAGCAGGGAUGCACACACUGGGGGUUGGACUUGGGGAUCUUGGAGGUCUUUUUCAACCUGAACGAUUUUGUGUUUCAGCGCAGGGAAAGCUUCACACACGGGUAACAGCUGGCAAAGAAUCUGCCUGCCUUUCUGCACUCCAACGUGUGGAAGGCGAGCAGGCCAAGCGGGAGGCAGCAGUGGUGGAUGCUCCCAUUGGUUUGCAGCCCUGCUGGCGCAUCGUUUUAUCUGUACAGACUUAAAGUGCUAAAGACUACGAGCUGCAGCUCUGAAAAUGAGGUAAAAAAAAAAAAAAAGGACCUCGCCCUCCUCCCACCCGCCCCCUCAGGAGGGUGAGCUCUCCGUGCACGCUUUACAGACGUGGCUAAUCGUUCCGAAAUAGAUGAGCGCAGUAAGAAGGCGCGGCAGCGACGCUGAGACCAAACGGGGACUCGAACUGCGCGCGUCCCAAAUUCACGUUUCCCUCACGCUGCAUCCUUAGGGUUUCCGAUCCGCGUCCUCUGCCCGCCGGAUGUCGUGCGGUGCUGCGCCAAACGGCGAACAAACCGCAACGCAACCCGCGCCACCCCAACCUCCGCAUCCUCACACGUGACGGAGCAGCGCCCCGCACGGGUCCUCACGGCGCCUUCGGGCUGCCCGUCGUGCUGCCUGCGCGAAAAUGGCGCCCUCCCCGCCGUCCACGCCUGUACCGGCGCUCUGCGGGGCAGCCCCGCGUUGUGAGGACCCCGCGAGGACCCCUGAGCGGCAGGAUGGCAGCUCGGCGCGCGCUGAAAGCUGUCCUGGUGGAUCUCAGUGGCACGCUGCACGUCGAAGACUCGGCCGUGCCGGGUGCGCAGGAAGCUCUUAAAAGGCUGCGUGCUGCUCCGCUAACAAUUCGGUUUGUGACCAACACCACCAAAGAGUGCAAGAAGGACCUGCUGGAGAGGCUGACCAAACUGGGCUUUGACAUUGCGGAACAUGAAAUCUUCACGUCUCUGACGGCAGCCAGAAAUCUUCUGGAGCAGAAGCAGGUGCGGCCCCUGCUCCUGGUGGAUGAGAAGGCCCUGCCUGAUUUCACAGGGAUCGCCACUGAUGACCCCAAUGCAGUGGUCAUAGGACUGGCUCCUGAACACUUUCACUAUGAGAUGAUGAAUAAAGCUUUUCGGUUGAUUUUGGAUGGUGCUCCUCUUAUAGCUAUACAUAAAGCCAGGUAUUUCAAGAAAAAAAAUGGCUUGGCUCUGGGGCCUGGACCUUUUGUAGCUGGACUGGAAUAUGCCACAGACAUCAAAGCAACAGUGGUGGGAAAGCCAGAGAAAACAUUCUUCCUAGAAGCUUUACGAGGGACUAGCUGUGCCCCAGAGGAGGCUGUCAUGAUUGGUGAUGACUGCAGGGAUGACGUUGGCGGGGCCCAGAAUGCAGGCAUGCGUGGGAUUUUGGUCAGGACUGGUAAAUAUCGACCAGCAGAUGAAAACAAAAUCAAUCCACCUCCUUACUUAACCUGUGAGAGUUUCCCAGAGGCAGUAGAACAUAUCCUAGAGCAUCUGCUAUGAGAAGUUGGAUAGUUCGAAGAAACAUGGGGGUUCACAUAAUUUACUCUUGCUUCCAAAAUUGAGGUCACAGGAUCAGUGCAUGCUCAUCAGAAACAUAGCCAUAAGCUCCUUCCCAUCAAGAUGUGAAAGGAAGAGUAGUGGUGCAUGGCACCAGUGUGGUCACAACAUAGCUUUUUUCCUGCAUUCAUUUCUUGAGGCAGUGAUUAGGGACCUCGGAUGAUCGGCAGGACAGGUAGCACAGGAAGGCUACAGCACAACUGCUUUCCUGAAGGAUGCAUGGAGUGUGGUAGAGAGUUCUGUUUGUUUUCAGUUUUCAUGAAAUAGCUGAUGGAAAGACCGCUCUGAAAAGUGUUAAGAAUAAACUAAACUGGAAAACCCACAAUAUUUCCUGAGAGGAAACACUCGAACUGUAAAGCCUAACAACACCUUAGUCAGUCUGUAGUGGUCUCUCUGUUGUAAUUUAAAGGCAGAGAUAAGAGCAUGUACAAGUGACUUCUAUAUUAAAAUAGUGCCAUUGUUAAUAACGACUACUGUUAGCAUCUUUAUUCUCAUUGGACCAGAUCCUGGUUUUUGUUUUCCAGAUUUUGCAUAAAAUUAAAAGUGUCAGCAGUGUACAGAUGUUUUAAUUAGAUGCUGUUAUUAAAAAGAAUGGUACUCAAACAAAAAUCUGGUAUUAAAUGCCUUAGACUUUGAAUUUUUAAAGAAAGUUAGUUUUCAGCAGGGUCCUAUUAACGCUACAGUUCCAAAAUUUCACUGUUGUUGGUUUUUGUUUCUUUUUAAUGUUAUGGGAAAAACCCUUCAUGAGCCGUGGGGACAUAUUCAAGUUUUUACACAGUUGGUUAGCAGAGCUGUAAAAUGAAAUUUAAUUCUGUCGUGUGCAUUGCUUCUCCUCUGUGUUAAACACACCAAUAUGAACCAACUCUGUAAUGAUGGGAAAUAGCUUUUCUGGUCCAUUUGCAAACUGUAAUAAUCAAAGUCCUUUACAGUUGUUUUAUAGUGCUCCUGAGUCUUAAAUUACUAGAUUGUAAUUAUACAGUACUGAAGUAUUAAGCUUAUUGAAAAUAUAGGUUUGUGUUAAUGAGCCAUGCUCAUUCUUUGUUAACAAAAAAUCAUUGUGAUGAAUGAAUGGGAAGCUUGCCUUAAAUGAAAGAUGGUCUGGCUGCAGCCAGGUGGUGGGUUACUUACAGUUAGAUUAACCUACAGCUGUGAAUAAAUUUAAACAUCUGUGGUUCUGCCAGCACUUCUGAAUCUGUGUUGUUUGUUGCUGGCGCGCAUGAAGGAAGUUUGUGGGCUGCAGUCAAAGUCAGGUGAGAGAUCUCUGAAGUAAAAUCCUGGGAAGAAAUUUCUCUCAUGAUUAUGCUAGAUUAUAUUGCUUUUCUACCAUGACUCCCAAUUGUUUCUAAUCCCUUGCUCUUUCCACCUUGGAAGUAACCCAAACCAACCAGUAAUACGCUCAGGCUUCGAUUUCAUAUGAAAACAAAAAAUCAACCCAAUGUACCAGGCACUGUUAAGCUCAAUUUCAUUGAAAGCAAUCACUUACUUAGGCUUGGUUAAAAAGGCACACAGGUCUCUGCUAGCAGAGCUGUGCUGAUUGUGAUGCUUUAGUGAGUCUCAGAAAGGAGGGUUACCCUCAUCACCUGCUCCAGUUCUUGGACUCCAAACCCGUAAACAGCUACUGAGAAUAAAGACUGAAAAGCAAUCCA